GCGCUCGACUUGCCGAGUGUAGAGCAUCCGUCAUUCUGCUUGGCACAUCGUCUCUGAAAGCUACGACCAUCAUUCAUCACGACGGACCAGUCCUACUAGAUAUUUACUCGAUCCUCACUGCUCUUCCCUACUCUACCCGUCAACAUGUCAUCCCCACCUUCUCUAGAGAAGCUCAAAAUAUCUGAAAAUACCGCCCCUGCCAUCCCCUCCACUCUUCCAGGUAGCUCUCAGCGUCCUCCCUCUCCAUCCCCUACACCCGGUACAGAGACCGCAGAUCCCCUAGAUCAAGCCAGCAACUCGGAUGGUAAACGGCCUGAAGAUACGCCCCCUUACACACCGGCUGCGGAAAUUCCUCCCAUUGAUUCGUCAUCACAAUCCUCAUCAACAUCGGCAGCUGAAACAACGACACCUAUAUCUAAUGGACUGCUCAAAUCGUCUGCAGCACCCACCUCCGUUCCCGCUCCAUCAUUCAGACCACCUCCUGCGUCCGCUGGGUCCAGUGCCUCCCCACGACCAGGAAUUCCUCGUGGUGGAAUGACUGGACCCAUGGGCAUGAGGGCAGCCAUGGGCAGAGGAGGAUCAACGAUGCAGGCUCGAAUCCCCGCGAGUUUACAGGCUAAAAUGGACGCAGUCGUUGCAUCUCGAGCGCAAGCACCUCCUCAAGCCUUGCCUGGCGGUCCAAACCCCAAUGCAACCUCCAUGUCUGCCUUGCUCCGAUCUCAAGCUUUGGGGGGCGGGAAGAAUCCGGUCGGUCCCAACGCUGGUCCCUUAGGUCUUGCUGCUCGUCGCGCCGCCGGUGGCCCAUCAUUCAGGCCCUCGCUUGGAGCUAUGGGUGCGCCAACACGUGGGCUAGGACGUUCACCUGCUGGUCCUGGUGGCGUUGCGGGACGUCGGGGACCUCCCGGAGGGUUGACCUUGAGCGGAAUGAAAGGUGGUCCAGAGAAGAGCGACAGCAAAUUCUCAGACUUUGGGCAGAUUAUGUGAGUUGUGCUCUUCCUUACCUUGCCGAGGUCGUCUCACCCGCCUCUUCAGGGAUCCCUCGGGUUCUUUAAAAUUCUCUAAAAAGGCAGUAUUGCAUUCGCACGGGGUGGACUUUGAGGAUGGCAAGAGUUUCAAGAUCAAUAUGGAUGAGAUCGAAGUGAUCGGAGAAGUUGGUCGAGGAAACUAUGGUUCGGUGCAACAGGUGUAUCAUCGACCUACAGGCGUGACAAUGGC
Messenger RNA from Kockovaella imperatae, 1215 nucleotides. RefSeq lists its product as hypothetical. Bases 145 to 984 code for a protein of 279 amino acids. NCBI's taxonomy places the organism in Eukaryota, Fungi, Basidiomycota, Tremellomycetes, Tremellales, Cuniculitremaceae. The record is from RefSeq and is a predicted model, not a curated record. The transcript has 2 exons.